GCUCCUGUUGCGCCCGAGACACUCUCCAGUCCACACGGAGAGACAGUUCGGGUCCUCGUGUGGGACAUGCGUGGCGGUGUCCUCCUCCUCUUUGACUCCCUUCGCCUUGAGGGGAAAAGGUCCCGGAAUGGCCGGGGCGUGAGGAGCGAGCGAGAGAGCGCCUCCUCCUCCCUCCUGCCUUGGCACCACCGCCAUAAAUGCUUCUCCUCCUCUCCGCCUCAGAGGCACGCAGCAGAGGCGCCUUCUUCCAAAAGAAGGAAGGCGAGAGAGAGAGGGGGGAGACUGAGACGGGGGCCUUUGCCGCCUCCUGCCAGCGGGGGAGGCGGACCGGGGCCUGGCCGGGGGGCUCGAAGGGUUCCCCGCGGCCGCCAUGAACCAGGCCCCGCACCCCGGCAAAGAUGCCCCGGCUGGAGGAGGAGGAGGAGGAGCUGGAGGAGGAGGAGGAGGCAUGGGCCCGGCCCCGCCGCCCGCCAACCCAGGGAUGCCGCCGCCGCCCAACCUGCCCCAACUCAUCCAAAAUGCUGCCAAGCUUCUGGACAAGAAUAUAUUUACUGUCAGCACCCCAAAUCCACUGCUUCCUUCUCCUGCAAAUCUUCAGCUUGCUCAAUUGCAAGCCCAGCUUACUCUACACAGGCUAAAAUUGGCUCAGACAGCAGUCACUAACAACACAGCAGCUGCAACGGUCCUGAAUCAAGUUCUUUCCAAAGUGGCCAUGUCUCAGCCACUAUUCAACCAAUUAAGACACCCUUCCAUGUUUAACACCUCCCAGGGGCAUGCUGGAGGGCCUGGAGUUACCAGCACUCGAUUUCCACCUGGCGGAUUACAUUUCCCAACACAGAACCCCACUUUAGCAGCACCAGCUGUAACCUUGGGACCUGUAGGUAACCUUCAAAAUCAGAACCCAAAUACUGUGGUCAUAAAUCCUUUUGGGGGUGUAAUAUCUCAGACAGCUGGACAACAGGCUGUAGUUAUGGGUCUGAAUAAAACUGGCAUCUCCUCUGCUACAGGUGGAUUUUAUGACUAUGGUAAACAAGUAUUUCCUUCUGAUGCCGAACAAUGUGGCCAACACAGCUUUGCAACCAGUGGGCCCCAUUCAGUCCCUACAUCCUCUGGAGGUGGAACAUAUGAUGGUCAUUUUGGUAAACAUGACAACUCACUAGGAUUUCAGAAAGAUUUUUAUGCUUCUAAAGGACAACAUACAACCGGUAUACAGUCUUUGACGUUUUCUGGUGACCCGCAUAAUUCUCAUCAGGUCAUAACUCAAAAGAGUGAAGCAGGCCCUGUAAUUCAUGAAACAGAAACAAAUAAUCAGUGGGGAAAUCCUUCAACUUUCUCUAGCCAAAAUAAACCUGACAGCAUGUGGCCAUCAACAAGUGUUCCAUAUGAAAUGCACAACGAUCUCUACAACCCUGAAGAACCAACAUCUGAUACAAAAUUUAAUACUGGUACUCCUCUUGUUUUCAGUAGAGCCAAAAAUAAUAAGCAGAACUUCAAUAACUCACGAAUAAGACAGCAGCAGGAACCAGUUACACCUGAUUUGUCAGUGAGACCUCUUCAUUCUCAUGAGCUAAAUGAUUUUCACUGUUUAGCCCCUCUUUGCUUUCCCCACAUCUGUACUUUAUGUGAUAAGAAGGUCUUUGAUAUAAAGGACUGGGAUCAGCACAUUAAAGGAAAUGUGCACAUUCAAAAAUGCAUGGCUUUGUCAGAAAACACUGAUAUUAGGUGCAUGUUAAAUUCUGCAGAAGGAAUGAUGAAUUCUUCUUCUACAAAUAACACAUCUGUGUUUCAUCUUUCUGGUACUGAAGAUUACCCUUUAAAUGCUGGCUCAGCAUAUAACUCUGCAUUUGGUCAGACAUGCUCCAUAUUAUCUUCCAUGGCACCUGGAGAAAAUCUGCCAGAAAAGAAUAGUACACCAGGCCGUGUAGUACACAUCUGUAAUCUUCCUGAAGGAAGCUGUACAGAGAACGAUGUUAUCAAUCUAGGACUUCCCUUUGGAAAAGUUACCAAUUAUAUCCUUAUGAAAUCAACCAAUCAGGCUUUUCUAGAAAUGGCAUACACUGAGGCAGCUCAGGCUAUGGUGCAGUACUACAAAGAGAAACCUGCAGUAAUAAAUGAUGACAAAUUACUCAUUAGGAUGUCUAAACGAUACAGAGAACUUCAGCUAAAGAAACCAGGUAAGAAUGUGGCAGCAAUAAUCCAGGACAUCCACUGUCAAAGAGAACGGGGUAUGUUGCGGGAAGCUGACAGGUAUGGACCAGAAAGGCCUAGGUCACGCAGCCCCAUAAGCCAUUCACUUUCUCCAAGAUCACACACUCCAAGCUUUACUUCCUGUAGUUCUCCCCACAGUCCACCAAGCACAAACAGGACAGACUGGGGGAAUGGAAGAGAAGCGUGGGAUCAAUCUUCUUUUUCUCGAAGGGAUGAGGAAAGAGAAAUGUUGCCCCGGAGAGAGAAUGGAGAAGAUAAAAGAGACAGGACUGACUCAUGGGUUCAUGAGAGAAAGCAACAUUAUUUACGCCAUCUGGACAAACUUGACUUAGAAGAGCGUCUUGAAGGAACCAGAGGGCACAGAGAAAAAUAUUUUAGAGGAAGUUCACCUACUGCAAAGGGAGCUCAUAAUUUACCUGGACAUAAGAGCAGAGAAGAAGACUACUACAGAAAGCCAUCUAGGCAAAAAACAGAUAAAUAUCAAAAACAGGCACUGGAUACAGGAUCAAAGUAUAAAAAAAAAGAAGAGGCAAAAUUAAGAGAGCACAGACAUUCUCACUCUGAAGACUUAGCUAAGGAAGAAGCAGCAGACCAAAAGUCUAGCAAGAUGUUUGACAAUAUCAAGCAAAAGCAAAGUGAUAAGGAAAGGAGCAAAGAUGCUAAUAAAAUGUCAGAGGAAGAAAUUUCUUGUGUAGCUGAAGAAGUAAGUGUGAAGCAAGGAAGUGAGAAUGAGGUUGAAAAUAAAGAUAUCCAUAUGGAGAACAGUCCUAUAAAUAAGAAGAUGAAAGAAACAGAAGAUUCUGUAGAGAACUCAAGAAAAGAAAAGGACUGGGAGAGUGGAAGUGAGAUGGAAGCUGAGACCUGGUAUCCCGCUAAUAUGGAAGAGCUGGUAACUGUAGAUGAGGUGGGAGAAGAUGACCUUAUCAUGGAACCUGAUAUAACUGAACUUGAAGAAAUAGUAACAGUUGGCCAGAAAGACCAAGAAUGUCCUGUAAUGAUUGCUUUAGCUACCAGACUGGAGGUGAAGAAUGAACAAAGUCUAUUAAAGAAAAGCGAAGACAAAUCUAAAGAAAUGGAAGCAGCCUUAGUGUCAGAAGAGGGGACAAUAGGGAAUAUCGGUGACUCUGAAAGUGAUAAUACACCUAUUAAAGCAGCACAUCUAAAUCUGGAUACUGAGUUGGAGCCACAUGAAUCACACGAAGGCAGACCUGCGAGGGAUCCUGAUUGCUGUGAUAAAGAAAGAAAAAUAAAUGAAAGCACUGAUAGCCAUUUGAAGCUGGAGGAGCAGUGUGUUUCUCCUGGUCCUCCAAAAGAAGAGGCCUUUCAGCAGAAUGCUACUUUGAUAGAUGAUUUUAAAGCAAUGCAAUCAUUAGAAAGUGGGAGCAGAAAAGCUGUGGAGAUGCUGGCAAAAAAUACCCAGGAAGAAACAAGUUAUGGAAAUCAGGCGUUUCAAAAGACUCAGGUAAACAGUACAUAUCAGGAAAUGAAAACUCCUAACUUCCCAGAAGUGGAAUCAAAACGAUAUUUUUCACCAUCAUGGGAACAAGAAGACGUGUUUACAGAGCUCAGCAUUCCCCUAGGAGUGGAAUUUGUUGUGCCCCGAACUGGGUUCUACUGCAAACUUUGUGGCCUUUUCUACACAAAUGAAGAAGCAGCAAAGACUCGUCAUUGUAGAAGCACUGUUCACUACAAAAACCUUCAGAAGUACCUGUCACAGCUGGCAGAAGAAAACCUGAAGGUGACUGAAAAGGAAAGCGGUUUGGCACAAGAUGAUAUUGGAAUCAUCCCUCACUUUGAGGAGAAAAAGCUAUGAUUCAUUUGAAAGAACAUACAAUUGUUUUUCUUUUCUUUUUUGUUAUGCUGAUGAUGCACCUUUACUUUUUACUCUGGGGAAAGAGGGAAAGCAUAAUGGAGAGUUUGUUCGAUGCAUCUACCCUGAGAGCAUCAUUAUAAAAAAACAUAUACAGGUAUGAUCAUAUAUCGGUAUAACCAUGACCUAUCUAUAUAACCAGCAGACUAUAACGGGUACAGCUCUCAAAAUCAGAAUUCUCAGGGAUUCUCUCAAUGUUAGUUAUGAUGUGACUUGAGGUAAAAGAAAUAGUAUAACUUACUUAGAAAACCUAACUGGAAAAUUUGAAAAAUCCUGUUAAAAUACUUCUAUUCAUUCAGGUCUUACAAUCAUACCCAGCAUCAAUGCUAAUAGCGAUAUCACUGCCUUGUAUAACAUAGUCCGAGUCCGUGUCCAUACAGCACUUUUAUCUGUACCUGAACAUGUUUCAAAAGACUGAAAUUAGAAAGCUUCCAGCAUAUCAUGUUCCAGAUUUUGUCCCUGGUAGAAUGGAUAAUAACUCUCAUGGGCUUUCCAUAAAAUGUACUUCUAGUUGCUUUAUUGUAGUCUUGUUAUUGUUAUAUCUGCAUAAAUUUGCACAUGAAUGAACUCAUAGAUUUAUGUGGGGGGGAGCGUCUUUCUUUGUUUCAGGCGAUAUGCAUCUUCCUUGUACCAUCUUAGAAGACACGUUCCUUGCAUGAGAAAGUAGACCCAUCUUUUUCUAAGAUGGGCAAGGAUACCCUUAGGCCUGAAGCUCUAUGAUGCAGCUGUCUCACUUGAGCUAAAUGGGUUGGGGCUGGUCUGCUCUUCGGCAAAAAACUGUUUAGGAGUCCUUUAUAUGUAAUGUGCUGUUCCAGGGUGAUAAUAUUUAAAUCUUUCAAAAAAAUAACAUGUUUUUGGCUGAUCAGACUGAUUCAUUGACUAUUCAAGUUCACAUUGCAGUCCUAGUUUGAGCAGAAUUUGAAUUUCAUUUCCAUUUAUUUUCUAUGUUGAUUUUAUUUAUAUACAUAAUAGUGUUUAAAAUCUGUGUGUUCCAACAAUGUGCAUUAUUAGUUAAAAGUUAAAAACGUCACAUUUAUCUUAUUUAUUUAAAUGACUCUUGGAGUGUUUCACUGUGUAGCUCUCGUAAAACUGUUUGAAAGCAUCUCUCCUGAUGAAGAUGAUCUUUUUUUAACAAAUAUACCAAAUACUAUAUAAGUUGCUGAGCCAUAUUAAAAAAAGGGCAAGUGUAUUUGUUGCAGUUCCUUGUAUAGAGUGUCUUUGAAUGAUGUUUCAUAUUUUGUAGAAAAACGGCAGGAGAAAUAUUGUCAUCAUUCACUAUUGUGAGAGAGAUGAGGAAACACAUACCUUCAGCUAACUUUCUCUAUUUUUGUGCUGUCAUAAGUCCAGGCUCCAUUUCAUUAAAUGGUAUAAACAUUCCAUUUAUUUACAUCAGAGAUGGGGUCCAACCGCACAUUUCAAAUUCAUAUUACUUUUCAAAGUCUUGGCCUUUGACCUGGCACUGAAGAGGUGAGGCUGACACAUGCACCUCAUCUCUCUGAUAAAUGAACUUGGCAUAUGUCUCUUUGAAACACUUAAUUGCACCUUUAGCCUAAGUAAGAAACAGCUUUUAAAAGCAAUGAAUUGACUUGGAAGGCACACAAAAUAAUGUAGAAAAUUAUAACACCUAAAACAGUAAAUAAUAAGGUUUAUUGCUAAUGUUCGGAAGCACAUAUUUCAACCUUCUGUAUACAAAAUAGACUCAUGCCGUCUGUUCAGCAACUUUUCUGUUGCUGAAAUGAAUGAUGUGGAUCUCAGUGAAAAUAUUCAGACUGAAAAUUCCCAAUGAAGAAUGUGAAUCCUGCUGGGAGAUAAAAUGCAUUAGCUGUCUUUUAAAACAAAAACAGCUUUUCCAAAACAAUGGGCUGCCUUGUUUUGGAAUUCUAGCGCCAAAAAUCUGAAACUUAUGAAAAAAUAUUUGCCACCUGCCUUAAUUUUUCACAUGUGCAAUUUGUAUUGAUAAAUAUGUAUGUAUAGCACACAGCACUCUGAAAUGUAACUGAAACCUAUUUAUUAUUGUGUAAAAAAGCUUUACUUAUUUAUAAAGUAUUGCAAAGCUGCAUAAGCAUUUUAAUGUCUUUAGAAAUUAUAUUAUUUUCUUACUUGUCUCAGCCUAUUAAUGGAUAUUAAUACCACUUGUAUUUUUUUUCAUUUUAAAACUAGAAAACCAAGAUGCCCAAUAAAACUUGACAAAUCUCACUACAGACCUGCACACUAGAGUUUAGUAUCAGGUUUUCAGGUUUUUUCUAUUUCUAUUAAGUCUGUGAUCUGUUGAUCCGUACUUGAACUGGACCAGAUGUUACUAUUUAUUGAAUUCACACAAUCUUGUUUAACUUUUGGCUUGUAAACACUUGAAAUGUUUUACAGUUUAAGGGAAUUAGGAAGCAUCACAAGUUUUAAUUGCUCUGUGUACCAAAACCUUCAAGCUGUAUUUCUUAAAACAAAUGGAUUAUUGUAAUAAAAGUAAUUUCAAUUACUAA
Molecule: messenger RNA, 6555 nt
Organism: Anolis carolinensis (green anole)
Lineage: Eukaryota; Metazoa; Chordata; Lepidosauria; Squamata; Anolidae
Gene: rbm20
Product: RNA binding motif protein 20
Exons: 14
Coding region: 371-4021 (1216 amino acids)
Biological process (GO): regulation of RNA splicing
Cellular component (GO): nucleus
Molecular function (GO): zinc ion binding; mRNA binding
Source: RefSeq, a predicted model, not a curated record